Molecule: messenger RNA, 957 nt
Organism: Naegleria lovaniensis
Lineage: Eukaryota; Heterolobosea; Eutetramitea; Acrasida; Naegleriidae
Exons: 1
Coding region: 1-957 (318 amino acids)
Biological process (GO): rRNA base methylation
Molecular function (GO): rRNA (uridine-N3-)-methyltransferase activity
Source: RefSeq, a predicted model, not a curated record
AUGUGUGCAAGAAUCAUGCGACGAUGGAUGGGUCAACUUCCUCAUCGUUUUUGCCUAACCAAAUUUUCAUCGAACCGUCCGUUCAUACAAAAUUAUUAUUGUGCAUUACAAACACGAGAAGUGCACAAUCACAAUAGACAUGUAUUUGCUUUGCAUUAUCAAGAAUUGAAAGAGUUAAUUUCGGGCUCGGAGCCAGAUGAAGUUAUUGGUAUCACAGACAUGGCUUUACUCAAGAGAAUGACUUCUAUCUUGCGGUUCAAAUCUGGAGAUCAAUUCGUAUUGUUUGAUUUACAUUCAACUUUUCAAUUAUUUCAAGUGGUUCAUGUCGACAAGAGAAUGAUAACAGCAAAGAAAUUACCGAAAGAUAAAGAUGAAGAAUUAACGACGCUUUUAAAUCAAAGAAAGAAAUUUACAAUUAGCGCUUCUAUUUGCAUGACCAAGACAAAAGAAACUUUUGAAGAAAUGAUUUAUCAAUGUAGCUCAAUGGGAGUUAAUCAUAUUAUUCCAAUCAUUACAGAAGAAAAAAAGCAACAACAACAUGCCGAAUAUUUUGAAAAUAAGAAAGAACGUCUCAACAAUAUUAUGAUCUCAGCCAUUGAGCAAUCGAAACAAUUCUAUGGGACUCCUUCCAUCGAAUCACCAAUUUCAUUACCUGACUAUGUGUCCAAACUUUCAAAUAAUAAUGACAAUAUGGAAAGAAGAAUAUUCUUGGAUGUGGAUGGAGAUCUUUCAUGGAUGAAUUUGUUAAGGGAAAUUGAACAUCACAAAGAGCAACCAAGCACUAUGAGCAUUAAUGUUUUAGUUGGUCCUGAACGAGAUUUAUUUGACCACGAGAGGCAACAUUUGAAACAAAUGGGAUUUGUACCAACAUCUCUCUCUAAGAAAAUUGUGUACAAAAGCGAAACAGCAUUUACUGUAGCAAUGGGAAGUAUUAUGAGCGUAAUCUGGAACAAGUAG